UCUGUGUACACUGUACAGUUUGGGAAUAUAAUAAUGUGAUUCAGUGAAAAUGACGCGUUUGAUAUUUGUAUUGUUAUUUAUUUGCAUGUUAGAAAUAUCAUUACAGAAGUCGAGAGUGGAAGACGACAGCUAUGUAGCAGCGGUCGUAGAGUUUGAGGUCACAGAAAACUCUUCCGUGGCCCUAAAUAAAUACGUACAAUAUAUUAAAAAUGCAGCUGAACAGAAUGCGGAUAUCAUAGUAUUCCCUGAAAUGACGUUACUUAGGAAAUUAGAAAUUGUAAAAGUACCUAUCAAAGGUCUCCUGCGAGAGUAUCCCAUACCAGCUCUACAUCCUGAUUUAUAUGAUGAGCCAAUCGUAGCUAUAUCCAGAGCUGCCAGAGACAAUAAAAUAUACGUAGUUAUCAAUGUACAAGAGGAAAUGGAUUGCAAUAAUGCGCCAGGAGAGUUUUGUCCUGAGAAAAAUGUCUACCGGUUCAACACUAACGUCGUUUUUGACCGUACUGGCGCCGUUAUUGACAGAUACCGAAAAAUCAAUUUAUUCGCCGAGUGGUCACGCUUUCCAGCCCUUCGACCUGAACUGGGUCUCUUUGAUACGGAUUUCGGAGUACGUUUUGGCCACUUUAUUUGUUUCGACCUCAUGUUCCAAGUGCCAGCCAUUCAAGUUGUUGAAAAGAAUAAUAUCACGGACGUAGUUUUUUCCACGAUGUGGUUUUCGGAGAUACCUUAUUUGACAGCGGUGCAGAUUCAAGAGGCGUAUGCUUACACCAUGAAUGUGAACUUUCUAGCAAGUGGAGCCAAUAACAUUGCCGUUGGUACUGCUGGAUCAGGUAUUUACUCCGGAAAAGCAGGCGCCUUAAUUAGUGUGAUGCCAGGCGUACCUACUACACGACUUCUCGUUGCCAGAGUACCCAAAGUGCCAGGGAAGGUAUCAGGUAAAUAUCCCGGUCCGAUCUACGACAAUCCUACGGAUAAAGACGACUUAUUUCUUCUCAAGGAUCCGUCAUUACUGACUCGUAUCUCUAAAAUAUUGACUCCAGGCUUCCAAGAGAUCAAUCUAGUAGAUAAGGAAGUAAGCUGCAAAAUUACUGGAAGAAUCAAACAAAAGGAUGGAGAAAAUAUACCUCAGUAUCGUGCAUUUGUGCAAGACAGAAGUAAUACCUACGCGAAACGAAAGAUUGGAGUUGCUGCUUGUGCGGUCGUCGCUUGCAAGGAUAAUGAUAUAAACAGCUGUCCUUAUAGAUUUUCGAAAGACGAAUUGAACGUUGAAUUUGAGGAACUCCGCAUAGAGAUGACUACAUACCGUCACCAGUACAACCAAUCUUUGGACUGUGAUGACGUAGUUUACUUUCCCAAUUCUAUACGAAACAACAAAUUCCCGCUUAGUUCAAACAAUUUUACGUUUCUCGAUUCGACACAAAAUGGCGCUCGGAAUACAAAUGGCGGGAGAGGACGUGUCAUCUAUGAAUUGAAAUCGAGACAAAACGAAUUGGUUUCGUUCGGUAUUUGGGGAAGAAUUUAUACCAAGGACGUGAAUACUAUAGGAGAGGUUACUGAAGAGGACUUAAAUCAUUAUAAUGAAAUUGAGAAUAUAAUCUAUGGUACAAAAAAUAAAAAUGAAGAUGUUUAUACAGUUGACAAAUUGGUGGUUGGCGUUCAUUCAUGAGUAAUAUGUGUAUAUCUAUACAGAGAUUUGUCAGACAGACGAUUAUAAUUUUGGUUUGAAGAGUCUCUCUCAAUUCCGUACUCUACGUAGAUAUUCGAAUCUACAUAGUUAUUUCAUUUAAGCAGGAUUAUUUGCAUACUUCUUCCACUAUAUACUAUCAGAAGUAUAUAAACAUACAAAUUAAUAAUGAUACAAACAACUGUAUAACUGAUCUGAUCUGAUCAACUGAAGACUGAUAUACUGUUAAUAAAAUUGAAAUAAAAUGAUUACCUUCAAUUUACAAUGUAUCAAUGUACUACUAUAAGAAUCUAAAUGAAACAAUCAUAAGCUAAGCAGACAUGAAUAUAAAGCAUAGAGUAG
Messenger RNA from Achroia grisella, 2023 nucleotides. Its product is annotated as vanin-like protein 2. The coding region runs from base 50 to 1663 and encodes 537 amino acids. The transcript is spliced from 10 exons. NCBI's taxonomy places the organism in Eukaryota, Metazoa, Arthropoda, Insecta, Lepidoptera, Pyralidae. The record is from RefSeq and is a predicted model, not a curated record.